Molecule: messenger RNA, 425 nt
Organism: Saccostrea cuccullata (small rock oyster)
Lineage: Eukaryota; Metazoa; Mollusca; Bivalvia; Ostreida; Ostreidae
Exons: 4
Coding region: 36-425 (129 amino acids)
Source: RefSeq, a predicted model, not a curated record
UCUGUUCAAAAGCUUGGGUGAGACCGAAGAAAACAAUGCAAAGUGCACAGGACCCAAAAUAUCGGUACCCUGUACAUCCAGUAAAAUCUUGUCCAAAAACAGAAGAAGAAUGGAGAAGAUCAGCUGAGCAUUUAAAAUGUUCUUACGAUCGAACACUGAAGCAAAGAUAUUUAUGUAUUCCAAACCAGAAAAAGACGGCUCUUCUUGAAUUCUGCUAUGAUCUAGUCCGGCCAAGAAUUGUAGAAGGAUUCUGUGCAGAACUGGCAGGAACCGGCACCUUGAAUCAUGAAAGCUGUGCACAUUUCCCAACUGGAUGUCCAAAUGUGUCCUACUUCAGUGACGAAAUAUAUAAAUAUCCAAAAUGCUUGGACAUAGAUACAGAACAAAGGUGUUUCAGAGUAGAACCAUUCUGCCAAAAUAGGUAA